UCUGCAAGCAGCGCAACAGCUGAGUUUCUGCUGCGCAUUUUACAAAUAAAUAAAAGCAUUAAUUCAGACAAAAUUUGAGAUCAAUUCCAAAUUAAGAGCCUGUUUGUAUUUAUUCAAUUUAAAACGCACAUUUAGCAGCUUUACUAUCAGACUGAAAACAAAGAAACUCACGUUGCCGUUGCCAGUGUAUGGGUGUUAUUGCGGAACAAGUUGGAACACGAACAAAACACCACACAAAACAACAGCUGUAGCAUUUAUAGCCGAAAUUUAAUCAAUUGAUCAAUAUAAUGUCCAAAAUAAUAUCUCAAGAAACUUUCGAUGAUAUUGUGCAGGAGAAUGUGGUGGACUUUUCAAUGAGUCCCGCCGAAGCCAAGGAGGAGACAAUAAAACAAUUCGAAGCUCAGGGCAUUAACCUGGCUAACAUCAUAAAAGACUUAACGGUCAAUGCCGAGACGGGAAAACCUAUUAUCAACGAAACAAUGGACAAAAUUAAAACGCACAUUAGCCAAAAGGGCGGCGAUACACAGCAGUUAUUGGAGCUGCUUACUGUUCUGGACAUCGAGUGCCAGAAAUCGUUGGCCCAUCGUGUACUGGCUGGGAAGAAUGGUGCUCACGAUGCGCUCAUAACACUGCUGGAGCAAACACUAGCCACUGAGACGCUCAAUAUGACGCUGCUAAGCAGAUGCCUGCAGGCUGUCAACAGCCUGACCCACAAGCAGCCCGAUCUCUUCGAUGCAGAGGCAUUGUCCAUUGUGCUGAAGCUGCUGGCACUGAAGGAUCAACUGGACAUCAUAUGUCUCACGCUGCAGUGGCUGCAAAAAGCGUGCAUCAUGCAUGAAAGAAAUCGUCAGAACAUAAUAAGCGCAAAUGCAUUGAAGCUAUUAAAACCACUAUUAGUUAUGGACAGUCAGCGAUUGGUGAGCGAGGUGACUGCCGUAUUCAGAUUUUUGGUUUUGGACGAUGACAUACGCGUUGAGUUUGGCUGUGCCCAUGAACAUGCACGGCAAAUAGCCAGCGAGGUGCUCCCGCAGCUGGUGGAGCUGUUGCCCGCUUACGAAGAUGUCAACGUCCUUGCGGAUCUGUUGCUCACCAUUGGCACGCUGGCCGUGCGCCAGGAGCUGUGCACGCUUAUCGACGAUGCGGGCGGUCUGAAGCUAAUAUUUGAUAUUAUGAGCGUCAACUUGAAAGAGGAGCGCUUAAAUCGUGAGGCGUUGAAACUAUUGCGCGCUCUUGCCGGACAUGAUGCGGUCAAGGGGCACAUUGUGCAGCAGGGCGUUGCGCCAAUCAUUAAAGAUCUCCUCGAAACGCAUCAGACCAAUGCAAACAUUGUGUCAGCUGCCUUAGCCUGCAUAACAACUCUCACGCUGCGCGUCCAGGAGCACAGCAGCGCCUUCUUUGAAACCGGUAUUGCUGAGGUGAUUGUCGAAGCUCUGCGCACACAUCCAAAUCAUCAAAUUGUGCAGCGAAAUGGUGCGUGGGCCAUACGUAAUAUGGUGUCCAGAUCACGAAAUCAAUGCGACACGUGGCUAUCCUUUGGCGUUGAGGAUCUGCUCAAUGCGGCCAUGGUGGAGCAUCCAACGGUGGCACAGGACAUUAAGGCGGCGUUGCGUGAUUUGGGCUGCAGUGUGCAGCUGCGUGAAGAGUGGACCGGCAAGGCGGAGAAAAAGAUUGCCGCAUAAUAUAACUACAUGCAUACAUUUAUAAUUAUAUUUAUACUUUUAUAUUCAAUUCACUACUAACUUAUUUUUAUAUGAAAUUAACUCAACACAGCACAAUAACCGGAGCUUACACAGAGAAACAUCGGCCAAUAAAUUUAUGCUAACGAACUUAUUACGAAA
Molecule: messenger RNA, 1838 nt
Organism: Drosophila grimshawi
Lineage: Eukaryota; Metazoa; Arthropoda; Insecta; Diptera; Drosophilidae
Product: armadillo repeat-containing protein 6 homolog
Exons: 2
Coding region: 288-1679 (463 amino acids)
Biological process (GO): hematopoietic progenitor cell differentiation
Molecular function (GO): protein binding
Source: RefSeq, a predicted model, not a curated record